This is a messenger RNA of Colletotrichum graminicola M1.001, 642 nucleotides long. RefSeq names its product acetyltransferase. The record is from RefSeq and is a predicted model, not a curated record. The transcript has 2 exons. Gene Ontology annotation, molecular function: acyltransferase activity, transferring groups other than amino-acyl groups. Bases 1 to 642 code for a protein of 213 amino acids. NCBI's taxonomy places the organism in Eukaryota, Fungi, Ascomycota, Sordariomycetes, Glomerellales, Glomerellaceae.
AUGGGCAUCGAGAUUCAGACCAUAGUCGAGGCCGACUUGCGGCGCUGCGCCGAGAUCGAGGACUUGGCCUUCGCGGAGAGCCCGCUCAAUCAAGUGCUGUUCUCCGGCCCCUUGCCGGAGAACAUGUCGGAGGUUCGAGCAGACGAGAUGGCCAAACAGCUUCGCGAGGACACGACCGUGCGCAUGUUCAAAGCAGUGGACACUGCGCUCUCGGGCGACGAGGCGAUCAUUGGUUGGUGCAAGUUCAAUGUACACGCGGAUGGCAUGCCAGAGCCAAAACCGCGAGAGGUGCAGCCGGGGUACAACGAGAAGGCAUACCGCAUGAUGUUUGGCGGGCUGGACGAGAUGCGCAAGCGUUUGAUGGCAGGGAAGCCGUCCGUUUAUAUCCACAUCCUCGUAACGGACCCCAAGCACCAGCGGCGCGGUGCUGGUCUCCAGCUGAUGACGCCGGGGAUGCAAGAGGGUGCUAGGCUGGGGGUACCGGUGUAUCUGGAGUCGUCGGCGGCCGGCCAUCAUUUGUACACCAAGGUUGGAUUCAAGGAUGUUGAAGAGCACCGGGUGGACUUUGGCAGCUUGGGCGUCGAUUUGGUUCACUUGAACUGGGCCAUGAUCUGGGAACCGCCCAACCAGCGAUGCCCUUGA